UACAAGGCACACCUGUUAAGUGAAAUGCAUUCCAGGUGACUACCUCAUGAAGCUGGUUGAGAGAAUGCCAAGUGUGCAAACCUGUCAUCAAGGCAAAGGGAACCAGGUGUGAAGAAUCUCAAUACUAUUUUUAUUAUUUUAACACUUUUUUGGUUACUACAUGAUUCCCUUUGUGUUAUUUCAUAGUUUUGAUGUCUUCACUAUUAUUCUACAAUGUAGAAAAUAGUGAAAUAAAUAAAAACCCUGCAAUGCGUAGGUGUGUCCAAACUUUUGACUGGUACUGUAUAUUUUCAGAGUAGCUUCCCCAACACUGCUGACCUGUGACCAAAUGCUUUUGUUAAAAUGUAUGUCACAGAACCAGAGCAUCCAAGAAAAGUAUCUGAAGCACAGGGUCUGAUAAAUACAUUUGGAAUUGAGCUGUUUUGGUUUUUGCUUUGAGUCAUUUCAUUUUAGUUGGCUAGACAUUACAACAUCAUGUAGGCUAAUUUAUCUGUAUUGAGUUCUAUGUUAAACCUACAAGCCUAUACACUACAGUACCAAUGUGCUUUACGUGACACCACUCAAUUCUUGGUUGGCCUUUAUGGAAAUUCAAAAUAAUCACAUUCUCCAUGCAAGAAUUACCUCAACCCCACACAAAGAUGGCGCAGUACUGUAUGGCUGCGUCUUUGCUAUUUUGUGAUUAUUGUUCCUUGUUUUAUAGUAAACCUACUACUUAUAUCGAUUACUGCACUGUUGGGAAAGAGUUUGCAAGAAAGCCAUUUCACUUUUCUUGUGCACGUGACAAUAAAACUUGACAUUUGAAACUGAUUAUAACAGUUUAGAACUCCUCCCCCUACUUCUUGAACGUCACCUGUGUACACACCCAACACCUACAGGUAAAGGUGUAUGCAAAGGAGAACUGCGGGGGAAGGAAGAAUUAACGGUUGGAAAAAUUCCGGAUACCGCUGCUAUGGCCGAGUCUCAGCUUAUGUGCAUGGACGAAGAUCAUGUCAACGAAAAGAUACCCGAAUCCAAAGCAGAGUUCUACUACUGCGAGGAGCAGCGAGCCGCGCUCGAGCAACUAUUGAAGAACGGUGAUGGCGCGUUCAAGAUGCGACUGAAAGAGGACAACGUCAGAGACUUUCUAUCCGCCCGCGAGAUUAAAUGGAUUCGAAAAACUUUUGAUGAAUAUGAUUCCGAUAGUGAGUCCGAGAAGGGCGAAUACGAAAAGGCUCAGGAGUCCAAUGCAGACUCGGGGGUCCACUCCACAUACUGGCCUCAGAUGUCGGACACGGAUGUCCCGCCGCUUGACAUCGGCUGGCCAGGCAUCACUAGUUUCUAUAAAGGUGUCACUCGAGUAUCCGUUCAUACGCACCCACCCAAAAACAAGGGGCCCCAUAUAAAAGAGGUUGUCAGGAGACUCAUUCAAGAAUCGAACAAGGUAGUAGCCGUGGUCAUGGACCACCUUACAGACCUGCAGAUCCUUCAGGACCUAUUGGACGCAGCUCAGAGGCGAGGGGUGGCUGUGUACAUCAUACUGGAGGCUCGUGGUAUGCCCCACUUCCUGGAUAUGUGCACUCGUUUACAGGUCACUGCUCUGCAUCUACGGAACCUGCGUGUGCGAACGGUGAAAGGUUCUGGGCUGGCCCUGUCAUUUGGCAGGCUGCCCGGUUCUCUGUGCUCCAAAUACAUGCUGGUGGACGGAGAAAAGGUUAUGUUUGGCUCUUACAGCUUCACAUGGAGCUCCUCUAGGAUGGACAGAAACACCAUCACAGUAAUGUCUGGGCAGGUGGUGGACUUCUUUGACAAUGACUUCAGGGAAAUGUAUGCUGUAUCUGAGAAUGUGGACCUUUACAAGGAGUUCCACAUAACCAAGCCUCCCAUGCCUGCGCCGGUACGGAAGGUGGUGGUCCCCAAGCCCCUGUUGAUAUCCACCUCCCGUUUCCAGGUGUCUCUAGGGGACUCUCGGGGGCAGGCUGACCAGAGGGUGCCUGCACAUAAAUACCACAACCCUAAGUAUUCUCUGGUGGUGGGGAACAGUCUCGGGCUCACUGGGUCCUUACAGGACCUCUCCACACUCAGAGACUCACUGGGCGGUGGACUCGAACGGAACGGACUGUCGACGCUACUCCAACGCAAAGGGGGCAGUAGUGUGGAACUGGACAAGGUCACUGUGAAGUCCCCCAGUUCUCCUGUGGAGGAUGAGGAGGAUGGGAAGGGAGGUUCGCAGAAGCACCAGGCCUUAGGUGGAAAGAAACAACGAAGUUCUUUCAGGCUCUUCCUGAAAGGCAGAGGAUCCAUUCACAACAGUGAGACUAUAGAGGAGGAUGGGGCCACUCCUUCAAGCCCCUCCUCCACCCGCCCAACCCCCUCCCCUAGCCGCCCAACCCCCACCCCUAGCCACCCAACCACCACCCCUAGCCGCCCAACCCCCUCCCUUGCCCAUCGAACCCCCUCCCCUACACGCCCAAACCCCUCCCCUACCCACCCAACCCCCUCCCUUACCCACCGAACCCCCUCACCUUGCAACCCAAACCCCUCCCCUACCCACUCAACACCCUCCCCUACCUGCCCAAACCCCUCCCCGACCCGCCAAAACCCCUCCUCUACCCGCAAAGUCUCAGAGACGAAUAGCACUGCCACUGAUGACUCAUUUGAGAUGGUAGAGAAACCGUCCCUGUUGAAAUUUAAGAACAAAAAGCCUUCAAAACUACCUCAAAGAAGUAUGUCUCUUAUGACCCUCAACAAAGGAGAGGAUGGCGGAAAGGGACACAAGAAGCCUUCCAAGAGGAACUGCAUCCAGUCCUGAGAUGAAGAGAGGGAGGACAAGAUCAGCUGGGAGAGACAGAGCCAGAGGAUAAUUGCCAUUAUCAGAUGCAGUAUUAGAUGUGGAGUAGGAGUAUAGUGAUGACAUGUCAUGGCUGGAGUAUAGUGAUGACAUGUCAUGGCUGGAGUAUAGUGAUGACAUGUCAUGGCUGGAGUAUAGUAAUGACAUUUCAUGGCAAAAGUAUAGUGAUUACAUGUCAUGGCAGGAGUAUAGUGAUUGCAUGUCAUGGCAGGAGUAUAGUAAUUGCAUAUCAUGGCAGGAGUGUAAUAAUGAUAUGCCAUGGCAGGAGUAUAGUAAUUACAUGUCAUGGCAGGAGUAUAGUAAAUACAUGUCAUGGCAGGAGUAUAGUCAUUAUAUGGCAUGGCAGGAGUAUAGUAAUGACAUGCCAUGGCAGGAGUAUAGUAAUGACAUUUCAUGGCAGGAGUAUAGUGAUUACAUGUCAAGGCAGGACUAUAGUAAUGACAUGUCAUGGCAGGAGUAUAAUAAUGACAUGUCAUGAUAGGAGUAUAGUGAUUCCAUGUCAUAGCAGGAGUAUAGUGAUAACAUGUCAUGGCAGGAGUAUAGGGAUGACAUGUCAUGGCUGGAGUAUAGUGAUUCCAUGUCAUGGCAGGAGUAUAGUAAUGACAUGUCAUGGCAGGGGUAUAGUGAUGACAUGUCAUGGCAGGAGUAUAGUAAUGACAUGUCAUGGCAGGAGUAUAGUAAUGACAUGUCAUGAUAGGAGUAUAGUGAUUCCAUGUCAUAGCAGGAGUAUAGUGAUAACAUGUCAUGGCAGGAGUAUAGGGAUGACAUGUCAUGGCUGGAGUAUAGUGAUUCCAUGUCAUGGCAGGAGUAUAGUGAUGACAUGUCAUGGCAGGAGUAUAGUGAUUACAUGUCAUGGCAGGAGUAUAGUCAUUAUAUGGCAUGGCAGGAGUAUAGUAAUGACAUGCCAUGGCAGGAGUAUAGUAAUGACAUUUCAUGGCAGGAGUAUAGUGAUUACAUGUCAUGGCUGGAGUAUAGUGAUUCCAUGUCAUGGCAGGAGUAUAGUGAUGACAUGUCAUGGCAGGAGUAUAGUGAUGUAUAGUGAUUACAUGUUAUGACAUGAGUAUAGUAAUGACAUGUCAUGGCAGGAGUAUAGUAAUGACAUGUCAUUGCAGGAGUAUAGUAAUGACAUGUCAUGGCAGGGGUAUAGUGAUGACAUGUCAUGGCAGGAGUAUUGUAAUGACAUGUCAUGGCAGGAGUAUAGUGAUUACAUGUCAUGGCAGGAGUAUAGUGAUUACAUGUCAUGGCAGGAGUAUAGUGAUUACAUGUCAUGGCAGGAGUAUAGUCAUUAUAUGGCAUGGCAGGAGUAUAGUAAUGACAUGCCAUGGCAGGAGUAUAGUAAUGACAUUUCAUGGCAGGAGUAUAGUGAUUACAUGUCAAGGCAGGACUAUAGUAAUGACAUGUCAUGGCAGGAGUAUAGUAAUGACAUGUCAUGAUAGGAGUAUAGUGAUUCCAUGUCAUAGCAGGAGUAUAGUGAUAACAUGUCAUGGCAGGAGUAUAGGGAUGAAAUGUCAUGGCUGGAGUAUAGUAAUUACAUGUCAUGGCAGGAGUAUAGUGAUGACAUGUCAUGGCUGGAGUAUAGUAAUUACAUGGCAUGGCAGGAGUAUAGUAAUUACAUGUCAUGGCAGGAGUAUAGUGAUGACAUGUCAUGGCAGGAGUAUAGUGAUGACAUGUCUUGGCAGGAGUAUAGUGAUGUAUAGUGAUUACAUGUUAUGGCAUGAGUAUAGUAAUGACAUUUCAUGGCAGGAGUAUAGUAAUUUCAUGUCAUGGCAGGAGUAUAGGGAUGAAAUGUCAUGGCUGGAGUAUAGUAAUUACAUGUCAUGGCAGGAGUAUAGUGAUAACAUGUCAUGGCAGGAGUAUAGUAAUUACAUGUCAUGGCAGGAGUAUAGUGAUGACAUGUCAUGGCUGGAGUAUAGUAAUUACAUGGCAUGGCAGGAGUAUAGUAAUUACAUGGCAUGGCAGGAGUAUAGUGAUGACAUGGCAUGGCAGGAGUAUAGUGAUGACAUGUCUUGGCAGGAGUAUAGUGAUGUAUAGUGAUUACAUGUUAUGGCAUGAGUAUAGUAAUGACAUUUCAUGGCAGGAGUAUAGUAAUUUCAUGUCAUGGCAGGAGUGUAGUAAUGACAUGCCAUGGCAGGAGUAUAGUAAUUACAUGUGCUGCUCAUUCUAUGUACUACUGUAAUGUUCCUUAGUGAGACUUGGUGUGAGACUGUGUGGACCGCCACUGUCUUAUCAGUUAGAGUAGUGAGAGUCUUCAAUGCCAGACCCACUUCCUUUAAUAUGAGCCUAAUGUUGUUGUUUAGCAGGAGUGAUCUGAUGCCACAUGCCAGUGAGUGUCUCCUGAGUCCUGCCCGUCUCAGAUGGCAUUCACCACCCGUGUCAGGGAAAUGCCAAUACAGAUUUGAUCGUUCAGUCAUUCGAUGCUUGAAAACUGAUCUUAUGUUACUGCUCACAUGUCAUAAGAAAUCAACAUGUUGUAUUGCUCUUUCCUGUAUCACUGUCAUUGAAACGGCUGCUUUUAAACCUAAAUAAAUGGAUGGUGUUAAAAACACAUCUAUCCCAGGUA
Messenger RNA from Oncorhynchus kisutch (coho salmon), 5387 nucleotides. Its product is annotated as protein FAM83F-like. The coding region runs from base 950 to 2788 and encodes 612 amino acids. The transcript is spliced from 5 exons. Gene Ontology annotation, molecular function: protein kinase binding. NCBI's taxonomy places the organism in Eukaryota, Metazoa, Chordata, Actinopteri, Salmoniformes, Salmonidae. The record is from RefSeq and is a predicted model, not a curated record. Gene Ontology annotation, biological process: signal transduction.